UAUCACGGAGAAGCCGGUCGAAUGUUGUAUUAGUGUUUUUUGUACAUUAAACAAUCCGGAUGUACACAAUUUGUGAAUUGAAAACAAUACCACCGCUGUUUGUUUUGAUUUCGGAUUUUCUCGCCGUUAGCCAAACACUUGUCCGGUCGAUUGCGGAUCGUUAACCAUUCUUAUCGUUGUUAUUUCUCUUUUUCAACUAGAACACAUAGUUUUGUCCACAACGGUCUUUGCGAGCGAAAAGGCGUCAUGAAGUUGGUCAAGUUUUUGAUGAAACUUAGUCAUGAAACUGUUACAUUAGAGCUAAAAAAUGGUACUAGUGUCCAUGGAACCAUAACAGGUGUUGAUGCAGCAAUGAAUACUCAUCUUAAGGCUGUUAAGAUGACCGUAAGGAAUCAACAGCCAAUACUUUAUGAAACACUUAGCAUUCGUGGUAACAAUAUUCGAUAUUUCAUUUUACCAGAUUCACUCACCCUGGAAACAUUGUUAGUUGAUGAUGCACCUAAAUCACGUUUUAAAAAUAGUAAACGAGGAAGUCAUGGAGGACUAGGAAGAGGCCGUGGACGUGGAGGUCCAAGAGGAAGAGGAAGCCGAGGUGGACCUCGGGGAGGUCGUGGACGUGGUAGUGGACCAUCUCGACGUUGAAGAUAUGAAAGUAUUCCUAAUGUAUCAAAAAGUAUUUUAUAUAUUUUUAAGAUUUAUACUGUACACUAACAGAUAAUAAUAUGACUUGACAAUUAAUUUCACAUUUUAUUUUGUAUUCAACUUAAAAACUUUCUACUAAUUAUUUAUUCCUUACUAUUUAAUAUUAAACUUAGUAUGAUUUUAUAAUUGGAAUCAUAUAUCCAUAAGUAUAUUAACUAUUAUUAUUAGAGAUAAUGGUUGUAAACGAGUGUUAGAAUACAAUAUUACAUAGACCCAGCUAAAUGUCUUAGAAA
This is a messenger RNA of Sipha flava (yellow sugarcane aphid), 935 nucleotides long. Its product is annotated as small nuclear ribonucleoprotein Sm D1-like. NCBI's taxonomy places the organism in Eukaryota, Metazoa, Arthropoda, Insecta, Hemiptera, Aphididae. Gene Ontology annotation, molecular function: RNA binding. Gene Ontology annotation, cellular component: commitment complex; catalytic step 2 spliceosome; U4 snRNP. The transcript is spliced from 4 exons. Gene Ontology annotation, biological process: RNA processing; spliceosomal snRNP assembly. Bases 247 to 642 code for a protein of 131 amino acids. The record is from RefSeq and is a predicted model, not a curated record.